CUCUCCACCAAUGGUGGGGCGUAACACGUUGGAGAGGCAAGGCCUGGCCGCGGUAGUGCUCCUGGGGAAUCACUGACUGUAGGGGCUCUCAGAGGAGAAGAGGCGGCAGAGAACCAUGGCGGUGUCGGCAGUGCGGAUCCGGAUCCUGCAGGUCUCUUCCAAGGUGAGCUCCACCUGGUGUCCAGCUUCUUCAUUCUCUUCUUCCUCAGUGCCAACUGUAAAGCUCUUCAUUGAUGGGGAAUUUGUUGAAUCCAAAAGUGAGAAAUGGAUCGACAUCCACAACCCAGCCACCAAUGAGGUCAUUGGUCGGGUUCCUCAGGCCACCAAGGCUGAAAUGGAUGCAGCCGUUGCUUCCUGCAAACGUGCUUUUCCCAUCUGGGCAGACACUUCAGUAUUAAGCCGCCAGCAGGUCCUGCUCCGCUAUCAACAACUCAUUAAAGAAAACUUGAAAGAAAUUGCCAGGUUGAUCACACUGGAACAAGGGAAGACCCUAGCAGAUGCCGAAGGAGAUGUAUUUCGAGGCCUUCAGGUGGUCGAGCAUGCCUGCAGUGUGACAUCCCUCAUACUGGGAGAGACCAUGCCAUCCAUCACCAAGGACAUGGACCUUUUCUCCUACCGUUUGCCUCUGGGGGUGUGUGCAGGCAUUGCUCCAUUCAAUUUUCCUGCCAUGAUCCCACUUUGGAUGUUUCCCAUGGCCAUGGUGUGUGGAAAUACCUUCCUAAUGAAGCCAUCAGAGCGAGUCCCUGGAGCCACUAUGCUUCUUGCGAAGUUGCUCCAGGACUCUGGUGCCCCUGAUGGAACACUGAACAUCAUUCAUGGACAACACGAAGCUGUAAACUUCAUUUGUGAUCAUCCGGAUAUCAAAGCAAUCAGCUUUGUGGGAUCUAACCAGGCAGGAGAGUACAUCUUCGAAAGAGGGUCAAGACAUGGCAAGAGAGUUCAAGCCAACAUGGGAGCCAAGAACCAUGGGGUAGUCAUGCCAGAUGCCAAUAAGGAAAAUACCCUGAACCAGCUGGUUGGGGCAGCAUUUGGAGCUGCUGGUCAGCGCUGCAUGGCUCUUUCAACAGCAAUCCUUGUGGGAGAAGCUAAGAAGUGGCUGCCAGAGCUGGUGGAGCGGGCCAAAAACCUGAGAGUCAAUGCAGGAGACCAGCCUGGAGCUGAUCUUGGUCCUCUAAUCAGCCCCCAGGCAAAAGAACGAGUCUGUAAUCUGAUUGAUAGUGGAACACAGGAGGGAGCUUCAAUCCUUCUUGAUGGUCGAAAAAUUAAAGUCAAAGGCUAUGAAAAUGGCAACUUUGUUGGACCAACCAUCAUCUCAAAUGUCAAGCCAAAUAUGACCUGUUACAAAGAAGAGAUUUUUGGCCCAGUUCUUGUGGUUCUGGAGGCAGACACUUUGGAUGAAGCCAUCAAGAUUGUAAAUAACAACCCAUAUGGAAAUGGAACUGCCAUUUUCACCACCAAUGGAGCCACUGCUCGGAAAUAUUCCCACCUGGUGGAUAUUGGGCAGGUGGGGGUGAAUGUCCCCAUUCCAGUGCCUUUGCCAAUGUUCUCAUUCACCGGCUCUCGAUCUUCCUUCAGGGGAGACACCAACUUCUAUGGCAAACAGGGCAUCCAAUUCUACACUCAGCUAAAGACCAUCACGUCUCAGUGGAAAGAAGAAGAUGCUACUCUUUCCUCACCUGCUGUAGUCAUGCCUACCAUGGGCCGUUAGAAACAAGUUUGUUUCAGACUCAGUCCAUCUGGAGUAAUACCUGUUACUCUUGAGCAACUUCAUUUGCCAAAUUUGCUCAGAUCAGAUCCCUGGGAUUGGAAUACCUUUUAACUAAAGUCUUUCUCAGGACCACUGUCCCUGCAUAGUUGCCAUAGGGAGACUCCUAGUGUAACUCAGAAAUCUGAUUUUCACUUAUUCUUCAUACUUGUUUUUGAGGUAACUUGUAAUUAUGAAAUGCUUAUCUGGAAUGAGAGCUCAGACCUGUUUUCUAUAAAUUCUCUCAUUUUCUGGUGAUUUGAAGUAAAAGAAAAUUAGUAUAUGUAAAGACAAUCUUCUAGUAACUGGAAGAGGACUUUUUGGAUGGGGAAAUAGGACAGAAAUAAUUCACUAUUUGGUUGAUCCUCAAACACAGCCCUACGUAAACAGCAGUGGGGGGACCCUUCUGCCAAGCUCUCCUGAGCCUCUCGUUUAUCUCACACUACAGAAGCUAUAAUCCAUUUCCACUUAUCCCAAAGUUGUGACAAUUGCUUCUUUCUUUUCCACUGAAUGCCACUUUGUCCUAGUGAUUCAUGACCACUAGAUCCUGUCACUGUCACUGUUCCCGCUUCUUAAAAUCACUUCUCAAGGUACCUCAGUAUGCAAUGGAUAAGUCAACUCUUUGUUGUGUGUGCCAAGUGUUAAGUUUCAGGGCUUGCUUCAACAAUCAUUAAGGAAUGCUUCAGCCAUUAAUUCAGAUGCAAAUGGUUUUUUUUUUUUGAAAACUAUUGCAAAGUUAUUUUAGGCCUAGAAAUCAAGGGGUGUCCCAGCCAUGAAAAUGGGCAAGGCUUUACCUCAAGCAACUACCCUGAUAUUACUUGCUGAAUUUCCUCUUGCCUGUAUUUCUUAAUAGUGAUAUUUUUUAAUGAAAGAAUCCUUAAUGUAGAGUAAUUGAUUAGGGCCUAAGAAACUUCAAAGCUUUUCAUGAUGUGAAGUAGUAAAAACAAAAUGCUUUGACAGAUUCUUCUGCUACCAUCAAUUCAACUUUCUUUAUUUCUUUGAGUCAGAACAGUAAUUGAUGUGCUAAACAGCAUAGUCUUUUUGCUCUGCCAUCGCAACUGAAUUUUCUUUUCUGAUAAAGUUUUCUCCCAGUGAACCAGAAGAGGGCUGCUGACUCUGAUAAUCUCUGGUUCUCAAGCCAGAUGACAUGGGUCAUUUAUUUUUCUGCUUCUUCAUUGGUCACUUGGAUAAUGCUAACCUACUCCAUAGGGGUUAUUCAGUGAAUUAAGGAUAGUGAAAACCUUGACAGUUUGUGGACUCUGGAUUUGGGUUUAUUACUACCACCUUUUCAAUCACUUAAGGUGACUGGAACUUUAAUAAAAUCAUUUAUGACUCUACUGGGACCUUUUUUUUGUUUCCUAAAGGUGAGGCAAUAGAAAUGUAUAAUUUGAUAAUAGAAUGCCCCACGUUUUGUCUAUUAUCACAGCUGGCAACUGAUAUAGUGAUAUUUAAUCCAAUCUAACAUCUAUAGGCUGGGUUGAAUAAAAGGUCAUAUUGUCUAAAUUCCAAGUGGAAUUAAAUAUAAUCAAGAGAUUCCUAAGUUUUUCUUACAUUUAAGGGAAACCACUUUUUAAAAAAAUACUAAUCAAAAUUGUGUUGCUUUAAUUAGAAUUGUCUCAUUUGGCUAGCUACUUGUUAAUCAGAGAAAUUUCUUGUUAAGUGGGAAGAAAUCUGUAUAAUUAUGUUCAUGCUUGUAGCAGAAAAAGUUUACUAUUUUAUUUUCUUUUUGCUCUGAUGUGGCCUCAUUUGAAAAUUCUCAGAUCCUACAUUGUACUUAAUUGAUUAUGAUAAACAGAUUACAAAUAAACAGCUCUUAAAAAGAAAA
Manis pentadactyla (Chinese pangolin) is the source of this 3569-nucleotide messenger RNA. It is a transcript of the gene ALDH6A1, whose product is annotated as aldehyde dehydrogenase 6 family member A1. Gene Ontology annotation, biological process: L-valine catabolic process; thymine catabolic process. The transcript is spliced from 12 exons. Bases 116 to 1708 code for a protein of 530 amino acids. Gene Ontology annotation, molecular function: methylmalonate-semialdehyde dehydrogenase (acylating, NAD+) activity; malonate-semialdehyde dehydrogenase (acetylating, [NAD(P)+]) activity. Gene Ontology annotation, cellular component: mitochondrion. Lineage: Eukaryota; Metazoa; Chordata; Mammalia; Pholidota; Manidae. The record is from RefSeq and is a predicted model, not a curated record.